AUGGUGAACAUGACUGAAAGUGAACACCGCCAGCCAACUACGACACUUUAUUGCUCCAAUGUACAUGGGACGUACAAUGUUGUAUUUCUCGUAGCAUUCAACAUCAUUCUGUCCGUCGUUGCAUCACUGGGAAACUUCGUUAUCCUCGUUGCCCUCCACAAAAAUUCUUCCCUUCAUCCGCCAUCAAAACUGUUGUAUCGUUGCCUUGCCAUCACUGAUCUCAUUGUUGGCUUCGUUUCUCAGCCUCUGUUUGCCACCCAGUUGCUUUUGGAUAUAAACGAACGGCCACAUCUGUGCACCCUCCUUGGCAAGUGGGUGGAUGAGAUAAGUUUGGUUUUUAGCUUAGUUUCUGGCGUGAUAGUAACCGCCAUAAGUGUGGACAGACUUCUCGCUCUGUUGCUGGGCCUGCGGUACAGACAUGUUGUAACACUGAUGCGAGUUGGUGUAGCUGUAAGCUUUAUUUGGCUAUUAGGUGUAAUUUGUGCAUUUAUUGAUGCCUUCUGGCCUAUUUUGGGUUUCAUAAUUACUGGAUAUGUCAUUACUAUGGUCACUCUGACUUGCUUGAUAAUUUCAGCUUAUUGUUACACGAGGAUCUUACUUCGUCUCCGCCAUAAUCAAGCUCAAAUACAAGGCCACGUAGAGCAGCCAGCUGGACCCGGAAUUCCACUGAAUGUAGCCAGAUAUCGUAGGACUGUUUCUGCAGGGGCCUGGGUCCAGAUAACGUUAGUCGCUUGUUAUCUUCCCCGAUCAUUAGUGGGUCUUUUUGGGGCUCUUUUCUCUCUCAGUGCAGUGUCUAUAACACUUGGUAUAAGAUGUACGACAUCUCUUGUGUUCUUAAAUUCGAGUCUGAACCCGUUCCUAUAUUGCUGGAAGAUGAACGGAAUAAGGCAAGCAGUGAAGGAUUUAAUGAAACAGUAUUGUUGUAAGUCAGAUUAAUUGGCGAAGCCACAAAGGUGAAGUUACAGUUUGCUGUCAUAAAUGGGAAUUCAGUUUUCAGCGUUAUAAGCCAGUCGACACUGGCUCGUUCGUCAACAGAAAAUAAUGGUACACAGUAGUCAAACAAUAGCCUUCACUUGACAGACCUUACGUCUCUUAAAUGCACCCAUCCAAUUCAGAGCAGAUACAUUGAUGAAUUUUAAAUAAAGAGCUUUGUAACAGAAAUUAAAGUUCUGAGUUAGAGCACAGAGAAAAGAAGUGGAUAGUGUGUCGACUUACAUGGUGUAUUGUUAGGUGAUGAAAAAAAAAUUAUAUCAUCAUAUAAUUCAAGCUUUACUUGAAAAGAGGAUAAGACUUAAAACUGAAUAGAGAAUAUUAAUAUUAUUUGUUUAGUUUAAACCAGUUGUAGAAUCAUAUAUGCAGGACACUAGUGAUGGAUGCAAUAGUCUGUAUUCAGUCUACAAAUUACUAAGCGAGUAGUGUGCCGGUUAGUAUUGAUUAUAAAUAAAAUAAAACGUUCCCUGAGAAUGUGAUGUACUUUUUGAGUAAUUUGUGCUACCCCAGGUCGUCACUCAGCACACUUCCUUGGUGCACCCUGUUUUGGCUGUCGCAUGAAGUUGACUCAACUACCAAUCAUAAAAAAGGUUUGCACCAUUACUAAUUAAUAAGGAAUCGAAGUAAAAAC
Molecule: messenger RNA, 1621 nt
Organism: Pocillopora damicornis (cauliflower coral)
Lineage: Eukaryota; Metazoa; Cnidaria; Anthozoa; Scleractinia; Pocilloporidae
Product: melanocyte-stimulating hormone receptor-like
Biological process (GO): G protein-coupled receptor signaling pathway
Cellular component (GO): membrane
Molecular function (GO): G protein-coupled receptor activity
Source: RefSeq, a predicted model, not a curated record